Caenorhabditis angaria is the source of this 2798-nucleotide messenger RNA. The record is from the annotation of a GenBank genome assembly. NCBI's taxonomy places the organism in Eukaryota, Metazoa, Nematoda, Chromadorea, Rhabditida, Rhabditidae.
AUGAAUGAGUUGAUGAACAAGUUGGGAACACUCAGCUUGGAACAAACAAUACGGAACCUUGUGCGAGCGCCAACUCCGCGAGCGAAUCGAUAUUUUUGGUUUCAUUGCUUAAAAGCAAUGAAACCAAAAAUAUCGAUUCGCGAAAAGGUGCGUUUUGAGAAAUAGAAAUAUGGGUCUUUUAAACAUAAAAUAUGUUUACAGAUUUCGAUAAUCAAGACAUUUGCCGAAAUGUUGAUUAUGGGUGAGAAUGGAACGAAUUCGCCGGAUCAAGAAAAACUGCGUUUUGACGGAUGGUUGAAGGCGAGUCCAGAAGAAUUGGAAAAUGUAUUCGGAAAAUUUAUGAAAGUGAGUUUUCUUUGACGUAUUUGGAAUAUGUACAUGUUUACGAAUUAAGAAUAGCUCUCAUGACUAUCUAUCAUAUACUAUAUACAUACCACGCCCAGGGCACGGCGCCAAUAAAGAUUUACGGAAAUUCACCUCGCCAAUUUGAGAUUUUCUUGAAAAACAGCAAAUUUUUGCUCGAUGGAAGAUGGAAAACAGAUGAUUCAAAUGUUCUCCUGUAACUGUAAGGCGAUAUAUUUUUAUUUCUAAGCUUACAAAAACAUUUUGCUGAAAUUGAAUGUUUAUAAAUACAGUUUUUCACAAAUUGGGUGAAAAAAACUAGGUUUUCAGUGAAAAUGACUCUUUUCUUCACUUCUUUAACCUUAAAGACACACAAUCCACUAGAAAUGAACAGAAAAUGAGUUUGUUAUUCUUUCAUAACACCUUUCAAGUAAUCGGAAUUCAUAAAAAUCAAGAAAAAAUUUUGAGUCUGGCAAAAGUGAAAAAAACAAAAUAAUUGUUUUUGAAAUCGCUCAGCCGACGGGAUUUUCGAAAGAGUUUGCACACAACGAAGCAAUAGAGCGCACAUGCUGUUUUUGUCAUUUGAAAAUAAAUGCGGGAAAUCUGUUUUUUCCAGUGGCUGAUGUGUCUUUAAUAAUGUGUUUCAGAAGAAAUCUUAGCACAUAACGUUAAGCUAUGAGUGAAAUUAUGUCAAUUAAUCGUUUUUAUGCAAAUAAAUUACGUUUCUUUAUGAAACAGACAACACACACGAGUUUUCUCGCCGCGGCGAAGGCGAGGCGUGCUUUUUUUUUUAUUUUUUCGAAUCGCAGGCGAGGCGAGGCACGCCUGCACAAAACUUCGCCGGACGAAAAGCAGGCAGGCAAAAUGAACAUGCCUGCAGAACCCACACCGCCAAUUUUCGAAGUUAAUUUGCACGAAGCUGGGCGUGGUAUGACUAUAUACUAAUUGGUUUUUAGUUAAAUUUUUAAAAGUUCAGACGAUGGUUUUUUGUUUGAUUUUUAAAUAGUGGAACAUUUGAAGAAAAAUUCAAUGUCUCAAAAGCUGGUUUUAAAACUCCCAAUCAAUAUCGAAUGAGUUUAGCGAAAAGUUUGACAAAAACGUAAAAAAUCUAUCGUCGGAACUUUUUCAAAAAGCAUCCGAAGAUUAAUGUUUUUUUUUACAGUUUUUUCACAUCUACUUCAUAAGGAUGUUUGCGAUCAAAGACUUGAGAAAUGAAGUAGGCCGGAUUAUCGAAUUCACAAUUCUCAAGGAUGAUCUCAUCAAACGAAUAUUCCCCGCAUAUUCAAAAAAUGCGUAAUAAAACGAUAGAAAUUUUGAAGAGUAUCAAGAAAAAAGAAGAUGUGAAAAACGCCAUCGAGCAAUUCCAAUGCGAGGAAUCCGAGGACAAGUCAAAGAUGAUUUUUUUGAAAGAAUAUGGUGAUUACGAAUAUCUCGCUGAAUUUGUCAUCAGCCUGGACUCGAGACCAAAAGGCAACUUGAAGCUGAAAACCAUCGAAACGCGCUUAAAAACAUUCAAAGAGACGCGCGAAAUUACGAUAGUCAAAACUUCUAUUGUUUUGAACAUUGAUGUCGUUCCGAAUGUUUCGAAAUUUGAGAGAAUCGGCAAAAAAGAAACGAUUAUAAUCAAAAACAUGUCGAAGGUCUCCAUCCUCUACAAAACAAAACAAAACACAAUUGUUUUCGAACACACAAUAGGAACAAUGGAGCCUGGAAAAGAUGUUACGAUAGGAGUCAAGUUUUGGAAACCAGUGAAAGUUAAAACAACCAUUGCAAUUUUUUAUGGAGAAUGUUUGAAAAAGUAUGAUGAAGAAUCCCGGUAUUCGCAAUAUUUCAUCGACAACGAAUCUUUCAAUUGCUUCAAAAUCAUGGUGGACAAGGUUUAAUUUAUAUACGAUUCCAAUGUUUUCUAUUUUUUUCCUUUUUCUCCUUUUCCUUGUCGAAGAUUUCAUUCAUCGACUGAAUUAAUUCCUGUAAUAUAUUUACAAAAUAUUGUGCAGUAUAAAAACCCCCGACUUUCCCAUUUUCCAUCCUUCUAACUAUAUUCUAAUUUUUUUCUAUUAUUUUUCUUUGUAUCAUAAACCAAUAUCAUUUAUUUCGUUUUUGAUUUUGUAUAAAGUUCGAAAUAAAUUUUCUAUUUUACCUUCGAAUUCUUUCAAUCCUUUUAUUCAAUUUCUGGAAUAAAAACGAAUAUCUUCAAUUGUCGUUGUUUAACAAACAAAAAUCGAGAUUUUGGCAGGAGGAGAAACCUGUGGCUAAAUAUGAACAUGUAAGUCUAAAAAAAAGAAAAAUGAAUUUCACUUUGGAAAUCAAUUAUUUUGCAGGCAAUCUGUCUCCGCGAAUUUCCGCUCAAAUUCUACGUAGUUGGUGGAACGCAAGGCGAUGUUUUCGAUAUGGAGAUUUAUAGUUUGUGUUUGCAAAGAGUUUCAGAAGAAUCGAGAGGGAUGAAAUGGGUGUGA